Messenger RNA from Schistosoma intercalatum, 2259 nucleotides. NCBI's taxonomy places the organism in Eukaryota, Metazoa, Platyhelminthes, Trematoda, Strigeidida, Schistosomatidae. The record is from the annotation of a GenBank genome assembly.
AUGGAUAGUAAACCAGGCUAUGAUUCAGAUGACGAAUUCUUCGAUUGCCAGUCAGAGGCUUGUUUUUAUGCUGUGGCUUCUCCUUUGAGUAAAGGUCAAGGUGAAGUUUUUGUGGAUCCUAAGAGGGCUUAUUUAAAGUUACGUGGUAUCACGGGUGCUAGGCUUAAGUUAUUUGCUAACCAUGUGGAUGCCAACAAGUUUGCGAAUACUCCAGUUGACGAAGAGAAUCUCUCCAACCCCUACCCUCCAUCACCCAAAGCUGAUGUUGAAAGCAGUCCAUACCCCAGUGCUAGUCAACAAACCCUAAUUCGUUUUCGAUCAAUGUUAGAUAGUGGGAACGUUGAUGUCGUUAAACAAAUGGUAGACGAGAACCCGAUGAUUUUAGUAACGACUAGUGACACACCCACAAUAUUGCAAAUACGCUUUCGAUAUAAUGCAUUACAUGUGGUUGCUUCGAAAGGCAACGUCAACCUGCUUCAGUUUCUUCUAAAUUGUAUUGAUUCUGAUAAAUUUUGGGAACGUCUGUAUCCAGGUGCAUCUAAAGAAGCGUCUUAUUGGCGUCAACAGUAUGUUCUAGACCUGUAUUUGAAUAGUCCUGAGCUUGGAAACUUUGAAACUCCCCUACAUUUCGCUAGUAAAUAUGGGCAUAUUGAAUGUGUUUCCAUGCUUGCACGUCAUCCAUUAACAAAGCUCGACCCUCGUAACUUUGCAGGUCAUACGCCUGUAGAUUUGGCUGCUACUCGUUUGACCAGUCAAGAGAAAAUCCCCCAUUCGGAUUUCGAUUGUCCCACUAACAUUGUUAAUAGAAUUCUACAGAUUUUUGAUGAGAGUUACAUUGUAUUAGCAGAUGUGGAGAUUUCAGAACCAGCUAUAAUAAAGACUAGGAUACUAGCACCCUUGAACACGCGUGAAUUUCAAACGAUGUUAGGGUUGUAUGCACGGAAUUCGUGUAAAACAUUUAAAAAUGCAACCCAUGUGAAACCAUUUCCUACACAAAACAAUCAAUAUUAUUUUUUCAGGAGUUCGGUGGAGAAUGGGGAUUGUCUCAAAGUUAAGAUUAAUGGCAAUGUUCACCGGUUACGAGGCUUCUCAGGACCAAUGCCGAGUGAUGCAGCUGUUGAAUUUAAAAAAAAAUGGCUUCAAUACAAUGCACCAAAUGCUGUUGACUACAGAUCUUUUUCGCAUCUUCGUCUAAUUGAUUCGGAAAAAGGAUAUGAACGCCAAGGACGGUAUUUAUCACGUGUUUUCGGGACAAGUUGGUAUGAAUAUUGGGAAUUUUUGGAUGAUUACAUUGACUUAAGCUCUGAAGAUGGUUUGCUGGCUUUAGAAGAUUAUCUGUCUAAUUGUUCAUCACUGAACAUUGAUCAUCCAUUAAAAGAAACUACCAGUAAUGGGGAUUGCUUAGACAACAGUAAUAUUGAAGGUAGUACUCUAGCAAAUGUUUUGCAAGAUGUCAGUCAGACCGGCUGUACGCUCUCUCCAACAUUUUCACUUUUCGAUGAUAACAAUAACGAUGUAUUCGCUCCUGCAACACCUAUUAUCCGUGGAAAAUUAGUUCCUAAAAGCAACUCAACAAUUAACAGAGAAUUAUUUGCGUCAUCUAACCCUCAACGUUGGCUAUCUUAUCGUCAAAAUAAAGGUUGUAUUCAUGGAUUAAAUGAUAGUUUGGAAAAUAGCUCCGAGCAAACAAACUCAAAUAUUCAUUCUCAUGAGGAAAAGUCCGGUGAAAGAGACUCAGUAGACAAAGCUGUUGUCAGUCCCAUUGUACAACUUCUGAAGCGUUUGACGUUUGUAAGUCCAAUGCGUUGGUUAAGAGCAGUUAAUCAAGUAGACGGAGAUGGCCAGAAGUCUUUAACGACAGACAACAUAAUCCCAAUUAGUGAUGCCAAUUCUACUACCAAUAAACUUGUUGGUUAUGUGUCUGAACUGAAAUUUUCAAACAAACGCAGAAUAUCGGCAUCAAGCAUUCAGAGUUUAGAUUCACCUUUAGAAAAGCCUGGUGGCAAGAAACACUCGCCCGGUAAAACAGAAACUAAACCAACAUCUGAAUUAACAACAAAACCAUUACCACACUACUUCACUAAUAUCUACAAAGCGUUGCCUGGAAAUGACGACGAGCUAAAAUAUUUUAACCCGCUUGAGUUGCCACUUCAAAAAUCUACACCAUCUCUUGUACUAUCCACGUCAAACAAUUCUAAAUUUAUGAAAUGUAUUCAAUUAACUGAACACGUUCAAUCUUUUUUAAAUAAGUCCUCAUAA